CGCGAGCGACGCGCGAGCGAGCGACGACGCGCGCGCGAGCGACGGCGACGACGGCGGUGACGACGGCGACGCGGACGCCGGCGCGACGGGACCGAGGCGCGCGCGGGAUCGCUCGCGGCGAAGCGCGCGCGGGGCACGUCGUCGCGCGACGGGACGAUGCGAGACCGCGUGGGGAAGUUUCUGUGCGUCGUGCCGCCGAAAACGCUGCGGGUGAAUCGGGAGACGGGAUCGGCGGCGCGCGAGGGCGGUGAGGACGCGCUGGAGGACGCGCUGAACGCGCUGGAGUUUAAAAAGUCGAGCAGCGCGCUGGACGGGGGCGGCGUGGCGAUAAGCGUCGGGCCGGGGAUACAGGCGUUCACGGAUAACGAGCUCAUCGUGUCGUUCGUGGGACACCUGACGAAUGUUGAUUACUUGGCGUGGCGGUUGUUCUCGGACGAGGGACGACGAGGGGAUACCGCGCCGUCGGCGCUCGAGGCGGCGAGGCAGCUCGUCGGCGGACGGUGCUACGAAGCUGAGCUGGUGUGUCACUUGUAUAAGACGUUCGGCACCAAGGCGCUGCCGAAACUUCGCGGAAGGUUUGCGUUCGUCGUGUUUGACUCCAAGAGCGUGCGCGUGUUCGCGGCUCGAGACGUGAGCGGAGAGUACGAGUUGAAGUACACUCGCGACGACGACGGCACCGUAAUCGUCGCCAACUUUGACGGCGCGAGCGAGCUACUACCGAGCAAGCGCUCGAUGAGCGAAGUGCCCCCUGGGUGUUACAUUUACGGGCAUCGAAGCAUCAGUCCGAAUCGUUUCGCGAAGACGAUCGCGGAGAAGAGUUCAGAGCUCGCCGCCGCCGCCGCCGCCGCCGAGCGCGCGCUUCGUGGACUCAACGUAAAGUCGCGCCGCUCUCUCAACGUCACGGCUCGCUUGAGCGUCGACGGACGAUCGUCCGUGGAUUUCGAGCGCGAAGAAGUGCUCUGCGACGAUCGAAAACGCGCACUCGAGGAUUUGGAUGGUGGACACGAAUACGAAUCCCACGAACGCGCUCAAGAAGUCGAGGAGAGCGAACCCGGUACCGAAGACGAUCACAGGCAGGCGGAAGCGGUGGCCAUCAAGACCGCGCACGCCGCGAUCAAACGCAUCGCUAGUGGCGUCAAUAUGACUGGUAUGGUGCGCAUGGAUGGUGCCAACGCGCUCGCAGCCGUGGGUAUGGGCAAAGCUGAGCACCUUCAGCGAGAUUUUGCGCUGGAUCGCGUGCCGAGCCGUACGGGUUUGCUGAGUGAUAUGGUCAAGGUUGCCUCGUUCGGUGACCUUAAGAACGCGAGAAAAGGAAGUCUUACUGAUUUAGUACACGCUGGUGUGUCUUCGCCGAAGAAGGGUGGCUUGAGCAAGUCAGACCGACGCGGAUCGUGGACGGACUUGACGCUUCUCGUCGCGUCCGGCGAGACGGCCCCCGAGGAAAAAAAUGGUGAAACAUGAGAGGAGGCACGUGCAACUAAUACAU
Molecule: messenger RNA, 1486 nt
Organism: Ostreococcus lucimarinus CCE9901
Lineage: Eukaryota; Viridiplantae; Chlorophyta; Mamiellophyceae; Mamiellales; Bathycoccaceae
Exons: 1
Coding region: 157-1461 (434 amino acids)
Source: RefSeq, a predicted model, not a curated record